Gossypium raimondii (Peruvian cotton) is the source of this 968-nucleotide messenger RNA. RefSeq names its product probable xyloglucan endotransglucosylase/hydrolase protein 26. Gene Ontology annotation, molecular function: xyloglucan:xyloglucosyl transferase activity; hydrolase activity, hydrolyzing O-glycosyl compounds. The record is from RefSeq and is a predicted model, not a curated record. Gene Ontology annotation, cellular component: cell wall; apoplast. The transcript is spliced from 4 exons. Lineage: Eukaryota; Viridiplantae; Streptophyta; Magnoliopsida; Malvales; Malvaceae. Bases 1 to 888 code for a protein of 295 amino acids. Gene Ontology annotation, biological process: xyloglucan metabolic process; cell wall biogenesis.
AUGCAAUCAAAAAUGCCUAGCUUAAAAGCUUUGCUUUUGGCUCUUUUCAUCAUUGCAGUAGUAGUUGAUCAGAGUUUUGUUGAAGCAAAUUUUCCCAAGAGCAUGUACAUAAACUGGGGUGCCCAUCAUUCAAGUUUUGCAGGCAAUGGUGAAGACCUCCAACUUGUGUUGGAUCAAACUUCAGGUUCUGAUGUUAAAUCGAAAAGGUCAUUCUUAUUUGGAAGCAUUGAAAUGCUAAUCAAGUUGGUACCUGGAAACUCAGCUGGAACAGUCACAGCCUACUAUGUAACCUCUACAGGAGACGAGCAUGACGAGAUCAACUUCGAGUUCUUAGGUAAUGUUUCUGGACAACCAUAUAUUGUUCACACAAACAUCUAUACCCAAGGAAAUGGAAGCAGGGAACAGCAAUUCUACCUGUGGUUUGACCAGACUGCCGAUUUCCACAACUACACCAUACACUGGAAUCCCACUGAAGUUGUGUGGUACAUCGACAACCUGCCAAUCCGUGUUUUCAGAAACUAUGAGAAGGACGGCAUUGCCUUUCCGAACAAGCAGGGCAUGAGGGUACAUGCCAGUUUAUGGAAUGCGGACAAUUGGGCAACAAGAGGUGGGCUAGUCAAGAUUGACUGGAACAGUUCACCUUUCAUUGCCCGAUUCCACAGGUUCAGGGCAAGAGCUUGCAAGUGGGAUGGGCCAGUGAGUAUCAAUCAAUGUGCCACCAAAUCCCCAGCUAACUGGUGGACUUCCCCUAGUUUCAGUCAGUUGAGCAGUAGCCAAAUGGGUCAAUUGAAUUGGGUCAGACAAAACUUCAUGAUCUAUGACUACUGCAAAGAUACUAAAAGAUUCAAUGGACAGAUUCCUCCUGAAUGUUUUAAACAGCAGUUCUAACUCAUCAUCAGCAAUCAAUCAAUAUGAAGAGACCCUCAUCUACAUUCUAAAAGGACUGAAAAGUUCUUGAAUUCCAUUUC